This is a messenger RNA of Rhododendron vialii, 963 nucleotides long. Its product is annotated as NDR1/HIN1-like protein 10. The record is from RefSeq and is a predicted model, not a curated record. NCBI's taxonomy places the organism in Eukaryota, Viridiplantae, Streptophyta, Magnoliopsida, Ericales, Ericaceae. The transcript has a single exon. Bases 122 to 823 code for a protein of 233 amino acids. Gene Ontology annotation, cellular component: plasma membrane.
ACCGCUUGACAUUUACGUCCUCGGUGCCCACUCUGCCUGCCUUAUAUAACUGCUCUCUCUCUCCUCUCUCUCUCUCUCUCUUGGUGUAUCUAGAACACUUCCGACUCCAAAUGCGUUAACAAUGGCAGAUCAUUCCAGGCCAGUCACAGGGUACCCAACCAACAACCCUUACCCCAAUCCUUCCACCGGCACCGCUUUCCCCCACGCCGCCCCGCACCCUCCCCCCUACCGCCCCCCUCCCACCCCGCGCGCCAUAUUCCUCCGCCGCCUAAUCGCCAUCCUCCUCGCCACCUUCGUCAUUGCCGGCAUCAUAACCCUCAUCACAUGGCUCGCCCUCCGCCCCCGCCUCCCCCAGUUCCGAGUCGACUCCCUCUCCCUCUCCAACCUCUCCCUCUCCCCCAACUCCUCCCUCCUCACCGCCAACUGGGACGUCCGCUUCACCGUCCGCAACCCCAACCACAAGAUCACCAUCUACUACGACGCCCUCGCCGCCUCUCUGUACUACAAAGGGGAGUCCAUAUCCGACACCACCGUGCCGCCGUUUGUGCUGGGGACGAGGGACGAGACCGCGCUCAGGGCGACCUUCGCGGCGGUCGAUAGGUACGUGGACGGGUGGGUGGUGGAAGGGAUCAGGUGGGAGAAAACGGUUAGGGGGAGUGUGAGUUUUAACGUGAGGAUGGCGGGGUGGGUUAGGUUUAAGGCCGGCGCGUGGCGGGGGAGGAGGAGGUUUCUGAGGGUGUAUUGCGGUGAGUUGCCGGUUGGGGUUUCCGGGAAGGGCGGGACACUUGUCGGUGGGCCGAGGCGGUGCGUGGUUGGUCUCUGAGUGUAUUUCAAUGUAGUAGUUUUUUAGCCCUCUGUUGUUUACUCUGUUUCUACUUCCCUGUUGUAUGAGUAUUUGCAUAGAGUUUCUGUUAGACUAAUCUAAUAGUCUUAUGACCCAAUUUAUUUGUCCAUUUUCGAUGU